Molecule: messenger RNA, 2276 nt
Organism: Amphibalanus amphitrite
Lineage: Eukaryota; Metazoa; Arthropoda; Thecostraca; Balanomorpha; Balanidae
Product: pyridine nucleotide-disulfide oxidoreductase domain-containing protein 2-like
Exons: 12
Coding region: 239-2011 (590 amino acids)
Molecular function (GO): oxidoreductase activity
Source: RefSeq, a predicted model, not a curated record
AAUUCUUACUUUAGCAGAGCUUAUUUCAACCAUUGCUCGAGAGCAGCACAAUCCAUGUCUCUUCCGUCAUGGAGUUGAGCUCCCCUGUGCGCCGCCUGGGCGCGCCCCUGACCUGGGUGUAAACAGAGGUCCAGGACACCCUAGAUACAACAGAUGGAUCUCGGCACACGAGAACAGAGUCAGCGUUUCUGAGGGCUCCGUCCACGACCGCUCGGGUACCCCGUUCCCUCUCCCCUCCAUGCGGCUGCCGGUAUGUGGAGCGCGCGCGGCGCGCCGUCUGUGGAGCACUGCCGGCGUCUCCGGACCCCGGGCCCUGCACAUGACCUGCCGGCGGGGGACAGAGGCGACCACCACCCCGGCGGACCAGCUGCGGACAGAGUAUGACGCCGUGAUAGUGGGAGCAGGUCACAACGGUCUGGUGUGCGCCGCCUACCUGCAGGCCCAGGGUCUGCAGACCUGCGUGUUGGAGCGGCGCCACCUGGUGGGCGGCGCCGCCGUUACUGAGGAGGUGGUGCCCGGAUACAAGUUCUCCCGCGCCUCCUACCUGCUCAGUCUGCUCCGGCCGCAGAUCGCAGCCGACCUCGAGCUCAAGCGUCACGGUCUGAAGGUGCACCUGCGGAACCCCAGCUCGUACACGCCUCUGCGGCCCGAGUUCCGGCCGGCCAGCGGGGCCACCUCCCUCACCCUGUCCGCCGACCACCGCUUCAACCAGCAGCAGAUCGGCCGCUUCUCGGAGAGGGACGCCCAGAGGUUCGGCGCCUACGAGGCGCAGCUGAGCCGGUUUGUAGCCGCGCUGGACCCUCUGCUGGACGCACCGCCGCCCGACUUCACAUCCUGGGAGGGCAGCUCACUGCGCCAGCGGCUGGCGAAGCUGCGCCAGUUGCGGCCCGUCCUGAAGGCAGGUCGGGCGCUGGGCUCGGAUCUUCUCAGCUUCUACGAGCUGAUGACGGCACCUAGCGGCAAGAUCCUGAACCAGUGGUUCGAGUCGGAGCCGCUGAAGGCCACCCUGGCCACGGAUAGCCUGAUCGGGGCUAUGAUGGGACCUAACACCCCCGGCAGCGGGUACAACCUAUUGCACCACGUGGCCGGUGAGAUUGAGGGCGUGAAGGGCGCCUGGGCGUACCCGGAGGGUGGCAUGGGCGCCGUCAGUGCUGCCAUCUGCAGCUCCGCCCUCGAGAGGGGCGCCCACGUCUUCGUCAACCAGCCGGUGUCGCAGAUCACCACGGCCCGGGGCGCGGUGACCGGAGUGGCGCUGGCUGAUGGUCGAGAGGUCCGCAGUCGGCGCGUGCUCUCCAACGCCACGCCCCAGGUGACCUUCCAGCGGCUGAUGGAGCCGGCAGACGUGCCGGCUGAGUACAGGGCGGCUGUGGAGAACAUCGACUACACGUCUCCCGUCUGCAAGAUAAACGUGGCGGUGGACCGUCUGCCCAACUUCCUGGCAGACCCAAACGUGUCGGACUCGGAGCCGAUGCCGCACCACCGCUGCACCAUCCACCUCAACUCGGAGACCACCGAGUGUCUGGAGAGCGCCUACAGGGACGCCGCCGCCGGCCGGCCCUCCAAAAGGCCGAUGAUAGAGAUGGUGAUUCCGUCGUCGCUGGACGCCACCCUGGCUCCUCCCGGCCACCACGUGUGCCUGCUGUUCACCCAGUACUGUCCGUACUCGCCGGCCGCCGGCCCGUGGGACCAGGGGAGCAGGGAGGCCUACGCCGGCGCGGUAUUUGAUAUUAUCGAAGAAUACGCGCCCGGUUUCAAGGCCAGCGUCGUCGGUAAAGAGGUUCUCACGCCGCCCGAUAUCGAGGAAACGUUUGGCCUCACUGGUGGGAACAUUUUCCACGGCGUGCUGUCGUUGGACCAGCUGUGGCUGUCGCGGCCGAGCCCGCGCCGGCCCGGCCCCCGGACCGCCGUGGCCGGUCUCUACCUGUGCGGCAGCGGCUCCCACCCGGGCGGGGGCGUGAUGGGCGCGCCGGGCAGGCUGGCCGCGCUCGCUGCCGCCGCUGACCGCCGCUGACCGGCGCAGAAAGACUGGGAGAGGCGGCAGACGACAGAGCGAUAAUCUGAGACACCGAGGCGCCCGCGACAUUGCUCAGUUGGUGAUGGUUUUGGACGAACGACCGCUGGUAAUGUGUGUGUGUGUGUGUGUUUUUUUAUGCAACUUGCGUCCGUCUAUUUAUAUUGGUAACACUGAAUCGUAACGUGAUGUUAUAACGGAAUGCUAAUUGCUACGGAUCAUUAUGUACAAUAUAUUCAUAAAAUGAUACAAACCGUUCGAACAU